Molecule: messenger RNA, 240 nt
Organism: Danaus chrysippus (African queen)
Lineage: Eukaryota; Metazoa; Arthropoda; Insecta; Lepidoptera; Nymphalidae
Source: the annotation of a GenBank genome assembly
AUGAGUCGCAAGGAAGCUCUGUCAUCAUUUAUCCAACAAAUUCACGGGCGACCGGUUGUAGUGAAAUUAAACAGCGGUGUGGAUUAUCGAGGAGUUCUUGCCUGUUUGGACGGCUACAUGAACAUAGCUUUAGAGCAAACCGAAGAAUAUGUAAAUGGUCAACUCAAAAAUAAAUAUGGAGAUGCAUUUAUAAGAGGAAAUAAUGUUUUAUAUAUAAGUACACAGAAACGCAGGAUAUAA